This is a messenger RNA of Ectocarpus sp. CCAP 1310/34, 2228 nucleotides long. NCBI's taxonomy places the organism in Eukaryota, Phaeophyceae, Ectocarpales, Ectocarpaceae. The record is from the annotation of a GenBank genome assembly.
UUCCGCCUCCACCCCCACCGCAAGCCUACCACGAAAAAAAAAAAACUCACAACGCUGCUAAACAGUCAUGGAGAACGAUGGAGGUCAACGUACUCAUGAUGAGAAGGCUGGCCCGGUUCAGUUAGUUGCCGGGUGUUGUUCAUGGCAACACGAGUCCUCCGGCGAGGGCCGCUCCCCUCGCCAGAGUUCCGGUGAACACACAGCACGAAGGCCAAGGACCUCCUCCUCCUACUACCGCAGCCCCGCGGUUGAGUGAUACGCGUCGCAGUCAUCAACGGAGUCGAUCGUCCGCGACAGACGCAUCGGUCCACAAGAUGCACGCGCAGCAGCUCCUCACGCUCCCUCGCUGCUUGGAGCAUCCCUGACCCCAUCACCUCCGCCUCCGCCUGUGCAGCACUGCUAAGAUCUAUGCCGCUCGCAGCAUCGCCGUCAUCCUCGUCACGCUGACUUGGUGUGUAACUCAAGAGCAUGUAGAACGGUAUGCUGCGGUUCAAAUGGCGCAAAUGCACCAUAUCGACAGCAUGCAUUGCACCGGGUCUGGCGUGCAGUGGCGAUUGGCUUAACUGUCUUGCGGUACUAUAGCUGGCUCGCCAUGAUAGUGUGUAUCACGGCCGAGGUUGUGGGUGCAUAGAUAGCUAGCCUCACGGGCUGGUGCGGCAUGAUGUAGUGUCCAGACAACGUCGGAGUAUCUCGGGGAGUAUUUUUUUUUUUUUGGUCUUCACUUCAAAUCAGCGCUCAUGGCACUAGUGCCGUUUACUCCAACCCGUCCAACCCGUGGUCACACAGAAGAGCCCCUCUCUACCCUCCCCUCCUGCGGUACUUUGCCUUCGAUUUUCAAUGCGAGAAGAGUUCAGCACUCUCUUCCCUCUGUGUACAGGCGAACUAUGUAGCGCUAUCCACUAGGCCAGGAGCGGAAGCGAGAGGAAAACUCACUUUGUAAGAAAAGCUCGCUUACGCCGGGAUUCGAACCCCUGACCUGACCUCUACUAGUCUAGAAGGUUUCGAGGUUACCAAUUAGACCACCGGGGCAACCGGCAAUACACCUGAAACNUUCGAUUUUCAAUGCGAGAAGAGUUCAGCACUCUCUUCCCUCUGUGUACAGGCGAACUAUGUAGCGCUAUCCACUAGGCCAGGAGCGGAAGCGAGAGGAAAACUCACUUUGUAAGAAAAGCUCGCUUACGCCGGGAUUCGAACCCCUGACCUGACCUCUACUAGUCUAGAAGGUUUCGAGGUUACCAAUUAGACCACCGGGGCAACCGGCAAUACACCUGAAACUGUUCCCAAAAAGAUAGAUGCGAGCAAGAUGGAAUUCGAUCUUUUCUGCGGUCUUUGAGGGCAAUUCGUACAAGCGAAAGAUCGAUUCCUAAAGAUCCAGCGGUCUUAGGCGCUCGGGUGGAUAACAAAGAUCGAAAUCAAAUCGAAUUCCGAUGUUCGCAAACACCGUAAAAUAUUUGGGCCGUUUGCAUCAUUCCCAAUUUUUGUUCCAAAGUUUCCAUAGACUAUGCUGCCUUUCUUCCCCUCGCUGCCUCGGCAAGGUUUUGCGUAGGCAUGACCCAUAGCGAUGGGGGGGGUCUUUCUAGCGAGCAGGGCUAGACUCAUCCUCAGGGGACCGAUACCUUCUUGCUGCAGCGCACCCGCCGCGAGGCGUGCGUCGUGGUGGAGUUGGGUCGGCACUGGUGCGUCUAGUACAAAGGUGCAGAUGCGCGGGCCUCCAGGCCGUCGGUGUAGGCAGCAAUGCCCAUCUCAUCUUUGUGCGCGGAGGCAGACGUCAUCAGAAAGGUGGACGGGCACUAUGUACACAGCCCUAGGUUUGCUAGAGGGAGCUGUACUGUCGCAGUAACCUGGUUUUGUUAUCAAAGGAGGAGGGGACAGGUGGUGACGAGCUGAUUGGGCUGGUUGACCCUUCGGCGCGAGAAUCUUCAGACCAAGAACCCUGAUUGCAACGAGGGAGAAAGCGGGGACCCGACUGGGAAGGAUAGCAACGAGACCGUGUACGAAGCGGAGCGGGUCGAGUUUGGUCGUGCUAGGAUCGACCACAGCGGCACCGGAGCAGCGGCACCGGAGCAGCGGAACCGGACCAUGCGGACGGCAUCGAACCGUGGCGCACGGACAAACAUCUCUUGUAUUGUCAAUUAUUUUCCCGUUUUUUCUCCUGAAUACAGGUGUUGGGUGUGUGUGAUGACGUCACUGGUUUUAUAGAGAGACGCGGCAGAGAUGGCGCGGAUAAC